AUGUAUUUGGCCAAAUCCCUGUUUGUGUUUCAGUUGGGGGAGAAUGACUACAGCAUCCAGCUGGUCAAUGGAUCCACAGUAGACGAGGCCAGCAAGAACAUACCCAGAAUAGUGAACACCAUCAUAUCUGGUGUGGAGAAAUUAAUGACACUCGGCACAGUUGACAUUGUGGUGUCAGACAUCGCUCCGAUGGGUUGCUUUCCAUUUUACCUGAGCAUGUUCGAGAGCUCCAACAAAAGUGACUAUGACAAGUACGGGUGCCUGAGAAACCACAACGCGUUGUUCAAAAGGCACAACUCUUUCCUCCAGAGCAGCCUCCCAAAGCUUCAAAAGAAGCAUCCACGCACACGGAUCAUGUAUGCCGACCUCGCAAGCCACAUCUACCAAAUAGUGCAAGAUCCCAGAAAAUUCGGCUUUGAGACCGCCCUCAUGAGCUGUUGCGGAAAGGCCGGUGCACCGCAUAGAUUUGAUCCAUUCAACUUGUGCGGGAUGAAUGGCUCAAGCGUUUGCCAUGACCCAGGGAGCCACCUCCUCUGGGAUGGUAUGCACCUGAGCGACACCGCUAACAGAUGGAUCGCCGAGGGCUGGCUCAGCGGCCCGUACUGCCACCCACCAAUUCUGCAGUGA
This is a messenger RNA of Aegilops tauschii subsp. strangulata, 627 nucleotides long. Its product is annotated as GDSL esterase/lipase At1g28600-like. The record is from RefSeq and is a predicted model, not a curated record. Gene Ontology annotation, molecular function: hydrolase activity, acting on ester bonds. NCBI's taxonomy places the organism in Eukaryota, Viridiplantae, Streptophyta, Magnoliopsida, Poales, Poaceae.